GGGAGAAAGGCUGGCACAGAGGAGGGCUCAGGUGCCCCAGCUCUAAGGAGCAAAGACAGAGAGAGCCCAACAGCAGGGGAGGCCACACAAAGGGCACAAACAGCACUGGUCAUGGCUGAGAAAACCAAAGAAGAGACCCAGCUGUGGAAUGGGACUGUACUUCAGGAUGCUUCGCAGGGCCUCCAGGACAGCUUGUUCUCCUCGGAAAGUGACAACAGUCUGUACUUCACCUACAGUGGUCAGUCCAACACUCUGGAGGUCAGAGAUCUCACCUACCAGGUGGACAUCGCCUCUCAGGUGCCUUGGUUUGAGCAGCUGGCUCAGUUCAAGAUACCCUGGAGGUCUCAUAGCAGCCAAGACUCCUGUGAGCUGGGCAUCCGAAAUCUAAGCUUCAAAGUGAGGAGUGGACAGAUGCUGGCCAUCAUAGGGAGCUCAGGCUGCGGGAGAGCCUCACUACUCGACGUGAUCACAGGCAGAGGCCACGGUGGCAAGAUGAAAUCAGGACAAAUUUGGAUAAAUGGGCAACCCAGUACGCCUCAGCUGGUGAGGAAGUGCGUUGCGCAUGUGCGGCAGCAUGACCAACUGCUGCCCAACCUGACCGUCAGAGAGACCCUGGCUUUCAUUGCCCAGAUGCGCCUGCCCAGGACCUUCUCCCAGGCCCAGCGUGACAAACGGGUGGAAGACGUAAUCGCCGAGCUGCGGCUGCGGCAGUGCGCCAACACCAGAGUGGGCAACACGUAUGUACGUGGGGUGUCCGGGGGUGAGCGCCGACGAGUGAGCAUUGGGGUGCAGCUCCUGUGGAACCCAGGAAUCCUCAUUCUGGAUGAACCCACUUCUGGCCUCGACAGCUUCACAGCCCACAAUCUGGUGACAACCUUGUCCCGCCUGGCCAAGGGCAACAGGCUGGUGCUCAUCUCCCUCCACCAGCCUCGCUCUGACAUCUUCAGGCUAUUUGACCUGGUCCUUCUGAUGACAUCUGGCACCCCUAUCUACCUGGGGGCGGCGCAGCAAAUGGUGCAGUACUUCACAUCCAUUGGCCACCCUUGUCCUCGCUAUAGCAACCCUGCGGACUUCUACGUGGACUUGACCAGCAUCGACAGACGCAGCAAAGAACGGGAGGUGGCCACCGUGGAGAAGGCACAGUCUCUUGCAGCCCUGUUCCUAGAAAAAGUACAAGGCUUUGAUGACUUUCUGUGGAAAGCUGAGGCAAAGGAACUCAACACAAGCACCCACACAGUCAGCCUGACCCUCACACAGGACACUGACUGUGGGACUGCUGUUGAGCUGCCCGGGAUGAUAGAGCAGUUUUCCACCCUGAUCCGUCGUCAGAUUUCCAAUGACUUCCGGGACCUGCCCACGCUGCUCAUUCAUGGGUCGGAAGCCUGCCUGAUGUCCCUCAUCAUUGGCUUCCUUUACUACGGCCAUGGGGCCAAGCAGCUCUCCUUCAUGGACACAGCAGCCCUCCUCUUCAUGAUAGGGGCGCUCAUUCCUUUCAAUGUCAUCCUGGAUGUCGUCUCCAAAUGUCACUCGGAGAGGUCAAUGCUGUACUAUGAGCUGGAAGACGGGCUGUACACUGCUGGUCCUUAUUUCUUUGCCAAGAUCCUAGGAGAAUUGCCGGAGCACUGUGCCUACGUCAUCAUCUACGCGAUGCCCAUCUACUGGCUGACAAACCUGCGGCCCGUGCCUGAGCUCUUCCUUCUACACUUCCUGCUCGUGUGGUUGGUGGUCUUCUGCUGCAGGACCAUGGCCCUGGCUGCCUCUGCCAUGCUGCCCACCUUCCACAUGUCCUCCUUCUUCUGCAAUGCCCUCUACAACUCCUUCUACCUUACUGCCGGCUUCAUGAUAAACUUGGACAACCUGUGGAUAGUGCCUGCAUGGAUCUCCAAGCUGUCGUUCCUCCGGUGGUGCUUCUCGGGGCUGAUGCAGAUUCAAUUUAAUGGACACCUUUACACCACACAAAUCGGCAACUUCACCUUCUCCAUCCUCGGAGACACGAUGAUCAGUGCCAUGGACCUGAACUCGCAUCCACUCUAUGCGAUCUACCUCAUUGUCAUCGGCAUCAGCUACGGCUUCCUGUUCCUGUACUAUCUAUCCUUGAAGCUCAUCAAACAGAAGUCAAUUCAAGACUGGUGAUACUCAGCCUUGCUCUCACUGGCGGGACCCUUUUCCCGGGGCUGGCCACCCCAGGAGGAGCCGGACUGGGGACAAGGCUCACACAGAUCUCUCAGGCAGCAGCCACCUCUUAGUGCUGCAGUGGCACAGGUCAGCCACAGGAUGGCAGUAGAAUAAAGACAGUUGAGAGGUGUUUCUGCUCCCAGGCCCAGGCUUGUGAUGGGAGAGAGAGAAACCAGGUACGUUGCUCAUGCAUUUUAUAUCUUUAAAUAAACAACCCAGUAUGGAAUGGGAACCAAUUAUAUAUGAAUUGAGUAGCUAGGCUAUGCAGAAAUUUCUGGAAUCCUGAGAGGAUAGUGGUUUAUAGCAAAGUGUUUAACUUUCUCUUCUACCAUUCUCACACUGUUAAGCCACUCCCAAUACAAAGGGCGACCUAAAACAAACUAGCAAAAUGUUUUUCGCUUAUCUCUGCGUGGAUUCAUGGACUCCAACCCCCAAAGUUGGACAGCUGAGAGUUAAUUGAGCAUUUAAUCAACGGGUACGGUAUAAAAUAUGAUGUGUGGCUAUUGUCAUUUAUUCUUGGAGCAACCCACUGAUGUGAGCAGCAUCCUGUUAUUUCGGUGAGGACACGGUGGCAAAGACAAAUCCAGUUGUCUCAGCUUACAAAGUGUUUUGUGAUGGAAUCAAAAAGACCCUUGGGCGUUACAGAGCAAAACGCCAGGCCCGAGAUGCCUCUAGAAACAGUUUGCAGAGUCUGUGUGAGCUCAGCCAGGCCUCAGAGUUGCAUCCCCCUAGCCAGGGCUCAGGAUCGGCUUUCACAGUGGCCAGAGAUGCGCUGCUUGCUGCACAUCCAGAUUGCGUGCUUCAUGCCUGUGUCAAGGAACCCCACCCCCACCCCUGGCCCCCCACCCCGGGCCCCCGACCCAAAGCAUGGAGCUGGGAGGGGCUUGCUCCCAGAGGAAAACUCGUCUGGAAUGAAAAGAACCAGCGGGGAGAGUGUUUGAGGCCAGGAGAGGUGUUCUCCACUGGUUCUCCAGGUCCUGAUUGGUCCAUGACGUCAGUGAAUGCUGAUGAGGUAGGCAAAAUCCCAGGCCUGCCCAGAUCCGUGGACUCAGCAUCCUGUGUUCAGACCCCAGUGUGAGCAGCAGCUCCACAGCAUCCACUGGCCUCAGGGAGUCCACACAGCCCUGUUGCCACCAUCCAUUGCAUAGAUGUCACACAAGAGCCACAGGGCCCUCAUGCAGAGCAGAGUCAAAAGCACCCUCCGAUUGCUUCUUUCAGUUUGGAAGAGCUAGCUCUUCAGUGCCCGCUGGCUUUAUAGGGUAGCUUUUAAUUUGGAUUUAUCUGGGGGCAUUUCUCAGUUAAAUCCUGGCUGGGUCAGAAUAUCCAGGAAUGAAAUUGGUUUUUCCCUAGUGUGUCCCAUCAGGCGGCACACGGUUGGCUCCCAGUUGCUGCGUGCUGUUGACUCUGAUUGCCUGACAGAAGGCACGUCUGCUGGACCCCUCCACGUUCCUCGGUUCCCUCUUUUCAUAAUUAAUAAAGCUUUUGGAUACCA
This is a messenger RNA of Mus musculus (house mouse), 3667 nucleotides long. It is a transcript of the gene Abcg8, whose product is annotated as ATP binding cassette subfamily G member 8. Lineage: Eukaryota; Metazoa; Chordata; Mammalia; Rodentia; Muridae. Gene Ontology annotation, biological process: cholesterol homeostasis. The coding region runs from base 112 to 2133 and encodes 673 amino acids. The record is from RefSeq and is marked validated. Gene Ontology annotation, cellular component: membrane; apical plasma membrane; plasma membrane. The transcript has 13 exons. Gene Ontology annotation, molecular function: ATP hydrolysis activity; ABC-type transporter activity; ATP binding.